This is a messenger RNA of Syngnathus acus (greater pipefish), 9790 nucleotides long. RefSeq names its product collagen, type VII, alpha 1 (gene col7a1). The coding region runs from base 207 to 9521 and encodes 3104 amino acids. Gene Ontology annotation, molecular function: serine-type endopeptidase inhibitor activity; protein binding. The record is from RefSeq and is a predicted model, not a curated record. The transcript is spliced from 119 exons. Lineage: Eukaryota; Metazoa; Chordata; Actinopteri; Syngnathiformes; Syngnathidae.
CAAAGGGCAAAAAAAAGGAGGAGGCUGACUCCAGAUAGGAGAAAAAUCAGCAGUCCCCUUUAGGCAUCCGAACAAGUCUCAACUGUUCUUCCGCCGCCCCUGAUGUUGGUGCUUGUGUUGAGGCUGUACCAAGCAAAGCUGUCCCAGUAACCGAGAAAAAAAACAAAAACUUUUGCAGUCUUGACGCUCUCCUCCAGACGAGUUGUAUGAAAGCUGUGGCGCACCGCAGACACGGAGCGUCGGCGGGAUAUGCUACAGGUGGAGAGGCGGGGAGCAGCAGUCGAGAACCUCAGGUUGUAAAGAUGAGGUGCUGGAUUUUCACCGUGUGGCUGCUGCUGUCUUUCACAGCGCACACCGAAGCUCAGGGCAGGUGCGAUAACGUGCGAGCAGCAGACAUUGUUUUUCUGGUGGACGGAUCUUCCAGUAUCGGGAAAGUUAACUUCUUGCAGGUGAAGGGCUUCAUAGCCGGAAUCAUCAAACCCUUCGCAAGUGCUGUCGGCCAGGCAGGAAUUCGCUUUGGAGCUGUGCAGUACAGUGACACCUCCAGGGUUGAGUUCACCUUGACGUCAUACCUUAACGGAACCGAGCUCGUCAAGGCUGUGCAGAAUAUGAACUACAAAGGUGGAAAUACACGCACCGGUGAUGGUCUGAAGUUUUUGGCGGCUAAUUUCUUCAACCCCACGUACAGCCGGGAUGCCCCAAAGAUCGUUAUCUUGAUCACGGAUGGGAGGUCGCAGGACAGUGUUCUGGAACCAGCGCAGAAGCUACGCAGUCAGGGCGUGCACAUCUUUGCAGUCGGCGUCAAGAGUGCAGACAGCAAGGAACUAGCUGAGAUUUCCUCCAAGCCCAGCAGUGAUUUCACCUCCUUUGUUGGAGAAUUCAAACUGCUCAACACUCUUCUUCCACUUGUCAGCCCCCGAGUGUGCUCCAAAGCAGGCGGAGUUUAUGCGAGCGAUGAAGCGUAUUCCAGUGCAGGCAACAUUCAGUUCACAGGCGUGACCUCUGAUUCACUCCGGUUCCGCUGGAAUUCAGCAGGUGGGCCCUUGAGGGGCUAUGUGGUCCAGUAUGUGCCCCUCUCUGGUCAGGGUCAACCUAUCACAGCAGAACUGCGGCAGGAGACGCUGACGGCUAGUCAGAGAAGCUUUACUGCACGAGCUCUAAGGUCGGAAACGGACUAUCUUGUGAGUGUCAUCGCUCAAUACCCCAACAGUGUUGGAGAGUCGGUUUCUGCUAAUCAACAAACAAGGGCCUUGCCUGGGAUCUCGGGUCUUCGUUUGAUCCAAGCUGGGUUCUUCAGUCUCUCCCUGGGUUGGGAUCAACCUUCAUCUCCUGUCCAGGGAUACCAACUUACCUACGGACCGCGAGGUCAACCAUCUGGCCAGCUAUUGGUGGAAUCUCUGUCUUCAGACUCCACAUCUGUCACCUUGGAGUCACUUCAACCUGACACGGAGUAUGUCAUUAGUCUCUACCCGCUGUUCCCCCGCAAUUCGGCAUCUCCGGCUACCCUCAAUGCCCGCACAUUACGCCUGGAGGCAGUUCGGCAGUUAACGGUGGAAACGGAGUCAGAGAGCAGCGUUCGGGCGCUGUGGAGAGGCAUCGGCGGCGCGGCGGCCUACCGUCUCCUGUGGGGAGCGGUCGCAGGUGGAGAUCUUGAAACGGCGGAAAUUGCAGGAGACAGCGAGACAUACACGAUAUCGCAACUUCAGAAGGACACAGAGUACAUUCUCACUGUGGUUCCACUCUAUCAGGGAAAUGUUGAGGGGCCUGGAGAAACAGCCAGAUUCAAGAUAGAGCGCCAGCUGCAGCAGGUCCUCAAUGCAGCUAUCACCAGUCCGUCCUCCAUUCGCCUCACAUGGAGAAUCAUUCCGUCCUCGCAAGGCUACCGACUGGAGUGGCGAGCGGGCGCAGGUGGCCGCCCCCAGACCUUGUCCUUACCCAGGAGCACCAGCAAAUACGAGCUGACCGGCCUUCAGCCCAAUACGGAAUACCUCAUCACCUUGUACACGCUGUUUGAGGGUCGCGAGGAGGCCACGCCCGUCUCCACCACAUUCAGAGAAGUGCAACCAGUGGGGAGGGUGUCCAACCUGAGGGUGCUGGAGUCUUUGGGCAGUACCGUUCGAAUUGGCUGGACUGGUGUGGUUGGGGCCACACAGUACCGCAUCAUUAUCCAAAGUCCUGAGGUGGGAGUACAAAAUACUCAGAUUAUCCCCGGGAACCAGACGACUCUUGACCUCCGAGACCUGAUUGUGGGCGUGUCCUAUGAUGUCAGUGUCACACCGCUGGUGGGCGACAACACAGGCGAGCCGGCCAGCGUCUUUGUCAGACCAGAGCAAGACAUUGGCAGAGUGGCAAACCUCAGAGUGGUGCACGCCAACAGUCGGAGACUUCGAAUCGCUUGGACAGGUGUUAAUGGAGCAACGGGUUACAGGAUUACAUGGAGACAAGGCAGGAGUGGAGAGCAGUCCCGUGACGUGGGUGCCGAUAGCUCGGUCUACACCAUCGAGGGUCUGCAACCCGAUGAGGCGCUAGUUUUUGGCGUGGCGGUCGUAGUCAACGACCGCGUCGGGGAGGCGGUCACGCUGUCGUCCCGGACCAACCCGCACAGCGGGACGGUUUAUGGUCUUCGCGUCGUCGAUGUCACACCUCAGAGGAUACGCUUAGAAUGGUCACCCGCCGUGAGGGCGACCGGUUAUAAGAUCAGAUGGCGCAAUGAUGUUGAUGGAGUGGAAACAACUCAAAACGUGGCAGCUGAUGUUUCUUCCUUUACCAUCGACCGACUCCAGCCGGACACUUUUUACAGCGUGUUUGUUUCUGCACUAAGUGGCUCUCGAGAGGGAAGUCCGGGUUUCCUCAGUGUGAGAACAGAACCAAAUCAGCCUUCUGAUGGCACGGUGACGUCGGUCCAAGUCCAGGAGAACCCAGGAGAGGUUGUUAGAGUGUCUUGGAUUGGCGUCCAAGGAGCAACGGCUUAUCGGGUGUCUUGGAGAAGAACAGAUGGUGGCGAUGAGACGAGUCAGCUAGUAGGCAGGGAUGUGUCCUUUGUGGAUUUAGACCGUCUGGAUCCCGGAGCCCAGUACCUGGUGAAGGUCAUGGCUUUAUUUCAGAACCGUGAAGGACCGCCAGUUUCUGUCCGAGUCACCACACCUGGUGGUCCUUCCCUUCCGGGAACACCUUUAAGAGUAGCAGAGGUCACGCAGGAUUCUGUGCGGCUGAGCUGGCAGCCAUUACCCGGUGUCCGAGGAUAUGUUCUAAGCUGGAGAAAGGAAAAUGAGCGGGAUCCAGGCUUAUCUGUCACACUGCCUGGUUCAUCCAGCUCUUACCAGGUGACUGGGCUUCGUCUUGGCCACCAGUACCGCUUCAGCAUAAAACCCGAUUUUGAAAAUGGAUUCGGAAGGGAGAGCGUCGCCACUGAACGCACUGUGUGUCUCGGAGGACGUCUGGAUGUGGUCUUUCUCGUGCCGGCAUCUUCUGAUCGAAUUAACCUUGUCGGACCUCUGCGUGCUCUUCUCACAAGUGUAGUGGGUUCGUUCAACACUAUUGGAGUGCGUGACUCGCAGGUGGGGGCUGUUGCGUAUGGUUUUACACCCCGAGUCUGGUUUCAACUCAAUCGUCACAGCAGAUCCGACACGCUGCUCCAAGAAAUUCAGUCUGUACCUUUGGGUGAAAGUCCUGGAAACAACAUUGGCCAGGCAGUGAAUUUUGCCACCCAGUAUCUUCUCACCACCUCUGCUGGCAGGAGGCCAAGGGUCCCUGGGGUUGUUGUCAUCAUUGCCGACAAAAAAUCCGGGGAUGACCUCACGCUUGCAGCUUCCAGCCUUCGAGCGACAGGUGUGACCGUGUUGGCAGUGGGUGUAGAUCAAGCAGACACGGAAGAAUUGCGGCGGGCAGUGACAGACGGCAGCACCCAGAACGUUGUGUAUGUGCGCGAUGCCUCCCAGUUGGACGCCUCGCAUAGCGAUCUGGCACACUUGCUUUGUGGUAUUGCCAGAGGAUCAGGGGGAAGCCCAGGUCCGGAACAAUGUACCGUUCAAUGUCCACGGGGAGAGAGGGGAGAUCGUGGAGAAAAGGGUGAGAGAGGCAGGGAUGGUGUCGACGGACGCAAAGGAGAACCUGGUCGAGAUGGUUUUCCCGGACGAGAUGGUCCGAGGGGUCCUGAAGGCCCUCAGGGUCUACCAGGGCCUUCAGUUCCUAUUGAUCCUUCUAUGAGGCUAAAAGGGGACAAGGGGGAAAGAGGUUUUCCCGCUGCUGAUGGAAAUCCAGGUUUACCAGGGCGCCCGGGUACCCCGGGAAAUACUGGACUUCCUGGUUCACAGGGGCUCCCUGGCGUCAGAGGAAACCAGGGUGAACCCGGCGUGGCAGGUUCACAAGGACUAAAGGGAGAGAGAGGCGAAAGGGGGGAGCCGGGAUCCACAUCGGGAGGUGGUUUUCCAGGAAGGAAGGGAGAACCAGGCAUCUCUGGAAUACCUGGGACUCCGGGUCGGCCGGGCAGCGAUGGUGCCAAAGGUACCUCAGGACUACCGGGUAUACCAGGACAGGAUGGCCGCCCAGGGCUACCAGGAACACCAGGAACCUCCAUCAAGGGUGACAAGGGCAGCCCUGGAGAGAGGGGACCUCCGGGAUUCGGCAACGGGGUGGCCAUUCCAGGCGAGAAGGGCUCCCCAGGUUCUCCAGGACCCCCAGGAGCGCUAGGUCCUAGAGGGCUGACCGGAUCACAGGGGGCCAAAGGAGAUAAGGGUGACAGCGUUGUUGGGCUGCCAGGACAACCUGGCAGGCAGGGCGAUCCUGGUGACAGGGGUCCUCGUGGGCCCCCAGGAGAAAUUGGCAGUAAGGGUGACCGAGGUCAGCCGGGUGAGCCUGGAUCGCAGGGAGACCGGGGAGAAAGAGGACUUGCUGGUGAAACGGGAGAGAGAGGGGACACAGGAAAGCCAGGAUCUCCAGGACCACCAGGACUGAGGGGUUCCCCAGGGCCCAGUGGAGCGGCGGGCGAAAAGGGAAGUGAAGGUGCACGAGGUGAACCAGGGCGAAGUGUUCAAGGUCCCAUAGGGAAGAAAGGGGAACAGGGAGAGUCGGGUUUUCCCGGUUCUGACGGGCCCAAAGGAGCAAAGGGAGAUUCUGGACUGAGAGGAGAGAAAGGAUCUCCCGGGUCAGGCUUAGGCUCGAUUGGACCUAAAGGAGAGCGAGGAGAGCCAGGAACGCCAGGUAUCAGCAGUAGGCCGGGUGAUAAGGGAAACUCGGGUGAGCGAGGAGAGAGAGGAGAAGACGGUCGGCCUGGAAUUCCAGGGAAGCUCGGUCCUCCUGGGAAACAGGGAGAACCAGGAGAGAAGGGAGAUGAAGGCACGCCUGGGGAGUCGGGACUUCCCGGCAAGCCCGGAGAACGAGGAGUGCGGGGACUCUCUGGUCAGCCAGGGAGGCCUGGAGAGAAGGGAGACGCAGGAGAGCCAGGGGAACAGGGGCGAAAUGGCAACCCUGGACUCUUGGGGCCCAGAGGAGAAAGAGGAGCACAGGGAAUUCAAGGACCUCCAGGGCCACCAGGGAAAUUGGCUGACAUCCAGGGCCAGUUGAGAGGAGAGCAAGGGGCAAAGGGAGACAAAGGAAACCCAGGAGCCAACGGAAGUAACGGUCAGAAAGGUGACGCUGGAACUCCUGGUUCCGUCGGCUCGAGAGGUCCUGAGGGACAACGUGGGCCUGCAGGCUCCAGAGGUGACGCUGGAGAAAGAGGAACACCUGGAGAGAAGGGCGACAGGGGAGCCUCCGGGUUGGACGGUCGUCCUGGUGUGGAUGGUAAACCAGGUGUUGCCGGACCACCGGGUCAGAGGGGUGAUCCUGGAAAAUCGGGCGAUCCUGGAAGAGACGGUUUAGCGGGACUUCGAGGUGAGCAGGGUCCCCAAGGGCCUGUGGGUCCCCCAGGCACUCCCGGGACACCCGGCAAAGCAGGAGAAGAUGGUAAACCUGGGAUUCCUGGGAAAACGGGCGAGGAUGGCUUGCCCGGAGAGGAUGGCCGAAAGGGUGAUAGAGGAGACGCUGGAGCUGCCGGUCGAGAUGGCCGUGAUGGGCAAAAAGGAGAUCGGGGUCUCACUGGCCCUUCAGGCCCCCCUGGUCUCAUGGGACCUGCUGGACUGCCUGGUAGCAUAGGUCCACCAGGACAGGUGGUGUACGUCAAAGGUGUUGAAGCAACACCAAUCCAAGGCCCCCAAGGACCCCCGGGAACCCCUGGUGUCCCGGGAAUACCCGGAGCUGCUGGCGCUCGAGGUGAAAGAGGUCCUCCUGGUUUUAAAGGUGACAUUGGGGACCCGGGUGAGGACGGAGCUCCUGGCAAACCUGGAACUGCAGUGGAUGUACAGAAGGCACUGGCCAUCCUUGGACUUCAGGUGUCUGACUUGAAGGCGGUUGUGGACAGUAAGGACAACACUCCACCGGCGAAGGCACAAAGAGGUGAAAAAGGAGACAGGGGUGAGACAGGUCAGAGGGGAACAUCUGGUGCAGAUGGGACACGUGGCUUUCCGGGGGACAGAGGCCCAAAAGGGGAACAAGGAGAGAGAGGGCCGCUGGGAGCACCAGGGCCCCCGGGGAGAGCCAUUGUAGAGCAAGGGCCGGUGGGACCUCCGGGGUCAGCCGGAGAGCCAGGAAAGCCGGGAAUUCCAGGCGUUCCGGGGCGGGCUGGAGAACUUGGAGAGGGUGGGAGACCGGGGGACAAGGGUGAAAGAGGAGAGAAAGGAGAUAAAGGAGAAACUGGUAAACUGGGACUUACAGGCCUGCCUGGUCCAACUGGUCAAAAGGGUGCAUCUGCUGACUCGGUACUAAUUGGUACACCCGGCACCAGAGGUCCUCAGGGAGUCGCUGGACCGAAAGGAGACCCCGGUGCUCCUGGGCAACCGGGAGCCAAAGGUGACCGGGGCUUUGAAGGACCUCGCGGUGAUAAAGGAGGCAGAGGCGAGUCUGGAGAGAAAGGAAAUAAUGGCUUACAGGGAAUAUCAGGAGAACCUGGUAAACCCGGUCAGGAUGGGAAACCGGGUCCAGCCGGGCUGGCUGGUCCUCGAGGAGUACCGGGAAAUCCAGGGGAGCCAGGCAUCAGGGGCUUAAGUGGCUCCAUUGGUCCAAAUGGACUUCCUGGUCCACCAGGUGUGAAGGGUAAUCAAGGAGAACCAGGGCUUGGUGUUCAGGGUCCUCCCGGUGCUCAAGGCAGCACAGGACUGCCAGGAAAUCCGGGUCCUCCAGGAGCCGUGGGUCCACAGGGGCCUUCAGGCUUGUCAGGCCAGGUGGGUGAAGCAGGAAAGCCUGGGGUACCUGGAAGAGAUGGAGUGUCUGGGAAAGAUGGAUUACCAGGAUUGCCAGGGAAGCAGGGCAUUGUUGGCCCUCCAGGUCAGCCGGGUUUCAAGGGAGAGCAGGGAGACGGUGGUCCUCCAGGGAAGGCAGUAGCAGGACCCCCUGGAGUCAAAGGAGAGAAGGGUGUUCCAGGAACAACACUACCAGGAACUCCAGGAGAGCGAGGACUCACUGGUGAAAAGGGUGGCCGGGGAGAACGAGGUCUUGCUGGCAUAAGAGGCGAACGGGGUGAGGUUGGGGAAGCAGGACAGUCAGGAGAAAAUGGGGAACGAGGUCCUCUUGGGCCGAAAGGAGAUAAGGGAGAAAGAGGCGUAGGAAUGUCAGGUCCUGCAGGUAUCGUUGGACCGCAGGGGUUAAAGGGAGAUUCAGGUCUUCCCGGUUCAGCUGGUCCUCCAGGACUGCAGGGCAAGUCUGGGGAUAUUGGGCCUCCCGGUCUGAGAGGAGAACAUGGUGACCCAGGACCACCUGGACCACCAGGAGAGAGGGGUCUUCAAGGAUUUCAGGGCCGGCCGGGAAAUACCGGACCUCCUGGUCCUAUUGGACCUCCUGGGCAAGCUGGUUCUCCUGGUGUCGACGGGACCAAAGGAGACAAAGGAGAAACUGGACUUGGUGUGACGGGUCCAAGAGGAGAGAGAGGAGAGCCAGGAACAAGAGGGGAAGAAGGACGCCCGGGUUUGGAUGGAGAGAGGGGCUUAACGGGUCCACCAGGGUUACGCGGCACUCGGGGAGAGAAGGGAGACGAUGGCCUGCAAGGGAACAAAGGAGAGAAGGGGGACACCAUGCUGAUUGGAGGACCUCCUGGAGCAAAAGGCAGCGGAGGAGAACAAGGCGACCGUGGGCCCAAAGGUGGGCAAGGAGAAAAAGGAGCAAAGGGUCAGGAGGGACCACCGGGAGAGCCGGGUUUGAGGGGAGAGGCCGGUGAAAAAGGAUCCAAUGGAUUCCCCGGUGCUCGGGGUCCUGGCGGACAGAAGGGAGAAGCAGGACCGGCCGGCGUGCCCGGUGAAGCGGGUUUGCCUGGAAAAGACGGUCUGCUCGGACGCAAGGGCGACAAAGGAGAGAUUGGCAUCGUCGGAUUGAGAGGAAUUAAGGGCGACCGAGGAUCUAAGGGGCUUUGUGGAGGUGAUGGAUCUAAAGGAGAGAAGGGGGAUAAUGGCUUCCAUGGGCGACCUGGGCUACCAGGACGAAAAGGCGAUCAGGGGGAUGUGGGCUCCUCCGGACCCCCGGGCAUCCCGGGAAAAGAAGGAAUAGUCGGCCCCAAGGGCGACCGUGGCUUCGACGGGGUCGAAGGCUCUAAAGGAACUCAGGGCGACAAAGGUGAAAGGGGGCCGUCCGGCAUCCCUGGCCCCCCGGGGCCCAGAGGAGCGGACGGGGCACCUGGACUGACAGGCCCCCAGGGAACGGCUGGUGCUAAAGGCCCUGAAGGACUCCAAGGACAGAAGGGAGAAAGAGGACCCGUUGGUCCGGCCAUGGUGGGUCCACGUGGUGUUCCCGGGAUCCCAGGGGAACGCGGAGUAGUGGGGGAAAUGGGCCCAGAUGGAUCCAAGGGAGAACGAGGAGAGCCAGGCAUGACGGAGACUGAGGUCAGAGAGUACGUACGCACGGAAAUGAGUCAGCACUGUGCGUGUGGAGCUUUCUCGGCGUCAGAUCCUGUCGCUCGCUCCCAGCCCAUGGCAACGGAGCAACUCGCGGCCCGGAAAGCUGUGGAGGGCCGUGAGCUGCGCGUGGUGAUGAACACCAACGACCCCGACUACGAGCACAUCUACUCUAUCGACAACUAUGACGACCCUUUAGAUGAGCUGCUGUAUUUCCCUCCUGCUGACAAUCACACUGACGAUGAGCCCCACAAACACAAAACGGUCAAAGUUGAAGCCCCUAAAACUGCACCCAAUGUCGUGAGAGUUGGUGGAGAAAGAGGAGGCAAAGUUCCAGCUCUGAAACCACCCAAGGCCAGAAAAGUCAGGUCCACCAAAAGAGCCCAAGGCGAAGCUCCAGAAGAAGCGUGCCUGGUACCCAUGGAGGAGGGCAACUGCACUCGCUUCACGUUGCGCUGGUACUUUAACAGCCACGUCCGAGCGUGCAGGCCCUUCAUCUACAGCGGUUGCGGAGGAAACGACAACCGAUUUGUUCACUUGGAGGAGUGUGAGGAGGUGUGCCUUGGAAAGGCUCAAGGGUCUCCCUUGCUGCAAACAUCUCGGUGAUGGUGAUCAAGUCCUUCUCAACACAGGAGCAUCAUCCUUUCUAUAGCUUUGAAAUCAUUCUAUUGUUAUAUAUAUAUAUCAAUGGUAAAUAUUUUUUUAUUUAUUAUUUCAACAUCAAAACACACUUGAUCAAUUUGCUUUAUCCUUAUAAAAUAAAACAAGGCAACUACUAUAUUAGUCUUAAAAUUAUUUAAAUACUAUAAAUGCAAUGUAACAAUGAUAACAUCUCAAUGUCAUCUGCGGCUACACAAAUAAAUCAUUUCAAUGUG